Lates calcarifer (barramundi perch) is the source of this 5556-nucleotide messenger RNA. Its product is annotated as toll-like receptor 13. NCBI's taxonomy places the organism in Eukaryota, Metazoa, Chordata, Actinopteri, Centropomidae. Gene Ontology annotation, molecular function: transmembrane signaling receptor activity; protein binding. Gene Ontology annotation, cellular component: membrane. Bases 609 to 3491 code for a protein of 960 amino acids. Gene Ontology annotation, biological process: inflammatory response; toll-like receptor signaling pathway; immune response. The transcript has 4 exons. The record is from RefSeq and is a predicted model, not a curated record.
UUGAUUGUGGCAACAGUAGACAUCACUGGACUUUCUAGAGGAAGUGAGCACAACCACAACCCAAUGUAUGACACAGAAAGGAAACAGAGGCUAGUCUACCAAUCCACAUGAAGUGAGUGAAUGUCAUGAAUGUCACAUUUGGCCUGAAGUAUUUUUUCCAGAAUUUUAUCAUACCCAUUUUUGAAUGAAUGUAAAUGCAACCACAUCUUCUAAUAUGAAUAAAGGGAAUCUACACAGUGGUUGAUAGGGAAUUCAGCAUGAUUAAAAAAUAAAACAAGAGCAAUUAGCACUCUACCCAACAAAAAAAACAGCCUGGCCUGGAAACUACUCACUUCCUCAACUGAACCAUUAAAAAGAGAAAAGAGAUGUCAGACUCAGGAGAGUUUUGAGCUACAAAGCAGGUGAACAUCUCUCUCAUGCACACAGUUUAUUAUGUGGACAGAAAUAAUAUUUUCACUCUUUCUGAAAAAUUAUCAAACUGCAAGAUUCUGUGGAUUUGAGGGAUUAAUCAGUUCUUCUUUGUGAAACACAGAUUACCUUGUGCAGUUUUAUUCACCAACUGGGAUACAAAUUUCUUCACUUGUUUUGUCGUCAUGAAGAUUUAAAAAAUGGAUCCUGAACUGAAAGCAGACAAAACAAAUCCAAAAAGAAGAUCAAAAUGUUUUAAACUGAGUAAUAUCUUCUUCUUGUUGAACAUCAUCAGUUUUGUCGUUCUAGUCACAGGAUUUGCACUGAAGACUUGUAGAAUCAGUUACAAUAUUGCAAUAUGUGUCAGGAAUGACCUCAGAGCUGUUCCUCAAGAUAUUCCCUCAACAGUGGAAGGUUUUGACUUGUCUUCAAACAAAAUAUCAAGAAUACAAGUAUCAGAUUUCAAACAUCUACCAGUUUUGACACAAUUAGACCUAAAUCGCAAUUACAUUUCACAGAUAGAAAGCGGUGCCUUUGCCAAUCUGACAUCCCUCAAGAGGUUAAAUCUAAAUAAUAAUAAACUUACUGAGCUUGGGGAGGAUCUUUUUCAUGGUCUGAGCAACCUCACUGAACUCAGAAUUAUGAGUAAUCACAUCAAAGCUGUGGCAUCCACCUCUUUUAAAUCCAUGACACGCUUAAAGCUUCUGGACAUUUCUCACAACAAACUGCAACACAUUACAAAAGUUCAUUCAAUAAUACAGCACUUGCCACAUCUACGAGAGCUGUAUAUUAAAAACAACAAUUUAACCACUUUUCAUUCAUGGGAACUGACAAACAGUUCACUAGAACUUAAAUACCUCGAUUUGUCUCAGAAUCCAAUCUCAGUUUUUUCAGUCACUGCAGACGUUUUUCCAAAUCUCACCUGGUUUAACAUCGGGGGCUCUCCUAGAAAGCAACUGAUGAAAUGGGAUGUGCGCAACAAGACUUUCUUAAGUCGAGUGUCUACUCUUGAUAUUAGUGGGCUUCAAAUGACUUUUGAUGACAUGAAAUCAUUACUAGAGACGGUAAACUCCUCACUAACAUCUCUGAGGAUGAAUGCAAUGAAACAAAACCUCCCAGCAUUAAUCAACAUUUCCUGCUCCAUCCCAACAAUGUCCACGCUGCAGCUCCGCUAUAACAAACUCAGAUUUGUCAGUUCCGAUUUGUUUAAGUUGUGCAUUAAUGUAACUGAGUUAGAUUUAACAGAGAACAAAAUACGAAAUAUCCACGACAGUGCCUUCAGAUCUCUUCAGAGACUGAGGAUCUUGAGUCUGAGCCACAACAGGCUUUCAUCUGUUCCAGCUGCCACAAGGAAUCUACCAACUCUUAGAGAAUUGGAUCUCAGCUCUAAUAACAUCAGCAAACUUGGAUGUGACGAUUUCACAAAUCAGACGAUGCUCAGACAGCUUAGCCUUUCUGAGAAUUCAGUCUCAGCUCUAAGUAAAUGUGUUUUCAAGGAUUUAAUACGAUUGCAAGUUUUAAAGCUACAGACCAACCGCAUAUCCAAUUUAAAUGGUGCUUUCCAAAUGUACUUGCCAAAUCUUAGACAACUGCUUUUGAAUGGAAAUGAGCUCACUACCAUUAAACAUGGAGAAUUUAGGGGCUUACAGUCCCUCCAGAACUUGUCAUUACAUGACAAUCAAAUACAAGAUCUUAAAAAUGGGUGUUUCAUUGGACUGACAAAUCUUACUGAUAUUCUGCUACAGAAGAAUCACAUCAAAGAAACUGAAAUAAACAAAGGUGUUUUCAAUGAUCUGAUAAAUUUGGGAAGAUUGGAUUUAAGGGAAAAUCGUAUUAAAUAUGACGACUGUUCAGCUUUGCCUUAUGCACCAUUUUCUCAGCUGUCCCGUCUGGAAACACUGGCUAUUCCUUCACAACACCGCAGGUUGAAGUCUCAUUUGCCUCGCAACUUCCUGCAAGGUUUGACAAAUCUGUCAGAGUUCAAUGCCAGGAACAUUCAACUUUUAUCUCUGCACAAAGACAUGUUUAAUUACACACCUCAGCUACAAAAACUUGACAUUAGUUCAAAUGACCUUAGGGAUCUCUCUCCAGAGUUGUUUUCCCCUAUUCAAAACCUUCAAAGCCUUUACAUAUCUCAAGCAAAUCUUAAGUCUCUUGAUUUUCUCAUAGAUGCCAACCUUACCAAACUGCAGUUCUUGCAGGCGAGAAAGAAUCAAUACUCAGUUAUCAGUGAAGAAAUAAUACAGUCUCUACCAGCUCUUGUUUAUGUGGAUCUUCAGGGGAACAGUUUCACCUGUGGCUGUGAUAAUGCCUGCUUUCUCCAGUGGGUAGUAAACAACAACCAAACACAAGUUUUUGAUGCCUAUAACUUUGAGUGCAACUAUCCUGUGAACCUUAAAGGCAAGAAAUUGUUGAACAUCACCAUCCAGACCUGUUCGGUAGACAUUGAAUUCAUCUACUUUAUCUCCACCACAUGUACAAUCCUCUUGUUUAUGGUGGUGUCCUUCACCUUACAUGUCCUGAGGUGGCACCUAGCCUAUGCCUACUACCUCUUCUUGGCUUUUCUCUUUGACACAAAGCAAAAAAACAAGCAAGCUCCUAAUCAGUACGAUGCCUUCAUCUCCUACAAUACCCAUGAUGAGCCCUGGGUCAUCAGAGAGCUGCUGCCAAAACUGGAGGGAGAACAGGGCUGGAGAUUGUGUCUGCACCAUCGAGACUUUGAGCCAGGUAAACCCAUCAUAGACAACAUCACAGAUGCUAUUUAUGGAAGCAGGAAGACCAUCUGCGUGAUCAGUCGCAGAUACCUUGAGAGUGAGUGGUGCUCCAGAGAGAUCCAGGUGGCCAGCUUCCGUCUGUUCGAUGAGCAGAAGGAUGUGCUGAUCCUGGUCUUUCUGGAAGAGAUUCCCACCUACCACCUGUCUCCUUACUACCGCAUGAGGAAACUGCUGAAAAAGCGAACCUACCUGAGCUGGCCCCGAGCUGGAGAGCACACUGAGAUAUUUUGGGAGAAACUGCACCAGGCUCUGAAGACCAGAGCAGAUUGCGACAGCUUCCUCUUCAAUGUGGUUGACAGACAGUGGUAAAAAGGUCAUACUCACUGUGUGAGGUUUACAACCAGUUUUUUGUAACCUGUCUUACAUUAAAACAGGCAUUUUUCCCUCACCGUUUCUGUGCAAAACUAUCCACCACCACAAUAAAAUCCAGAGCUCUGAUGGCAUUGCAGCAUGAUAACAGCUAUUCAUGGGCUAUCAACCAGGAGGGGAUUUCCUUCUUUUCAUUUCAAACAUUUUCCACUCUUUUUAUGACACAAAAUCACAUCCCACUUAAUUUUGUGUUAUAAAAGAACCAGUUUUUUCUGUGGGUUUUUCAUAAUACUGUGUUUACGGUCAUUGUUCAUAGUCUUUAAGUUCACAUACAUGUUCAUAGCCAACAUGUUAACACUGUGACAUUUCAGUUAAAUCAUUCACUUAGUUAAGGAACUGUUUAUCAAUAAAGGUAGAUGAGGAAAUGAAAAGGGGAACAGAAUAUAUGAACAUACACUGAAACAUUUUUUCUCACACCCACAGGGUGAAAGUGGAUGAUAGUAGUGGUAAUAGUGUGGUACGUAAUACAAGAAUAACUUAUAACUAUAAAAAACUAAUAUACCAAAACCCAGACCCACACUUUCAUAGUUUAGAAAUGUUGAUGCUUAAAAAACAGCAGUCCUCUAUAUGUUCCUGAAUAAAAGAUGUUGUGUCACUCUAGUGUGAAGCAAAUCAGCUGUACAGAGAAGCAAAAUCAUCUUCGAAGACAUUACUAUUAUUUUGAAGGUCAGUAUAUAUUAUAGAUAUAUAGUUAUAUAUAUAUAUAGUUUUUCUGAAUUGCCAAAACACAUUUUCUGAAAAACACAAACUCCAAAAUUCAAGUUACACUCUCAAAACCUUUGACCUGUCUUGCAAAAUCAAACAAUUGAUUUGAAACUGUUUUAACUUCAUUCAAAACCAAACACUGCUGUCAGAAGACACACAAAGCCAGCUAAUGCAUACACCCUACUCAGCAAUCACUACACACUACAUAAACAAAUGCAAAACACUUUACUCUGGGCAGAGCAAGAAAAAAAUCUGCAUUUGCUGUAGGAUAUUUGCACAUUCUUGUACCUAUGAAAACGUAUGUAAACAGGAAACCCUGCAGCAAAAAUAAAAAACUGCAUUAUGAUUUUACAGCAAGCAAUGUCAUUCAUUCUGCCUCAGCAUCAUGCCUCGGCCAGGUCAGGUCAGGUGGUGUGUUAAAUAUAACAACAGGAGUGUUAGUUGUGUUUAACUUUUGGGGCCUGUGUGUCAUUCUGGGUCAAAGUGCACCAUACUGGAAAAUGUGUUUUGUGAAUGAGAAUGUGUUUUGCAAAAUGGGGGUUCCAGAUUUGCAAAUUGUGUCUAACCAGAUGAACAGUGUUUAAAGUUUUGCCAACUGUGUGAUUGAUUUAAUAAAGUUAUUUUGGCAGUUGACAGUUUAGUUUAGAAAAUGGGGUUUAGUGUUUUGGCAAAUCAGAAAAACUGUAAAGAGAUUUUCCUUUUACCUACAGCACCAACUGGCCAUAAUACUUUAAAAAUGCAUGUCCAAAAAACUGACAGAGCCAAGAGAGGGGGCACUAUUCUGAGAAAAAACUUUUAGAAUCAGAAUUCAGAAUUUAUAAGAAAAGUACUUAAAUGUUCUCUGGGAUUAUAGAGUCAUACAUUUACAAGAAGAAACGAGAAGAAGAAGAAAAGAGGAAGUAUCUAUUGGAGGACAGUUACUUUUUAAUUUAUACGACAGUAGUCAUUACCAGACUUUGGCAGGGGAAGUGAGCCAAAACACAAGUGCCCACAUGACACAGAAAAAAGAGAAGAGACCAGCAUGUCAAUAUGUAUAAAGAGAAAUUAACAUCUAGAGUGUUUGACCUCUGGUCAUUUUUUUUAUUUUUAGAAGCUUAUUUAUGUAUGUAAAUUGAAACAGCAUCCUCUAACAUGAAUCAACAUAAUCUACAAGAUGGAUGAUAGUGAAUUCAGCAAGCAUCAUAAAAAAAAGAAGAAAAAAAAACAACAAAAAUAAACAAGAUCAAUUAACACAAAACAACAACAAAAAACACCCUGUCCUGUAAACUAAUCUCACUUCCUCAGUUACAUACAUGAAAAA